Prunus persica (peach) is the source of this 792-nucleotide messenger RNA. RefSeq lists its product as uncharacterized. NCBI's taxonomy places the organism in Eukaryota, Viridiplantae, Streptophyta, Magnoliopsida, Rosales, Rosaceae. The transcript is spliced from 2 exons. Bases 1 to 792 code for a protein of 263 amino acids. The record is from RefSeq and is a predicted model, not a curated record. Gene Ontology annotation, molecular function: zinc ion binding.
AUGCUAGAGAUGAUUAGGUGCUUGUUGAUGAGAAGGAUCCAGUGGAAGAGGGACAAGAUGAGCAGUUGGCCUCAUCAAAUAUGCAAGAACAUUUUUGACCAUGUCCAACAGAAAAAGUUAGAAGCAUGUAAUUGUACUGUGCAGCGGUCUGGUGGUCCUAAAUAUCAAGUGGAUGCAGGAAGAGGUGACCAAUAUGUGGUGGAUUUGGAUAAUCACACUUGUUCUUGCAGAAAGUGGGACUUGUCAGGCAUUCUUUGGGUUCAUGGAAUUGUUGCCAUACAUUACAAAGACGGUGAAGCUGUGGAGGAUUAUGUGCAUUCAUACUACAACAAGGACAGUUACACGGCCCUCUAUAACAAUCUCAUUAUGCCAAUUAAUGGAUCACAUCUAUGGGAGAAGACCAACCAGACAGCAAUAAAUCCACCAGCCUACAUUAGACAACCUAGAAGACCUAGAAAGGUGAGGAUAAAAGGAGCUGAAGAGAGAACAAAUAAGACUUGGGAAAAAUGGUUGGUAAGACAAGGAAAGCAAAUGAGGUGUAGUAUUUGUGGCUCAACUGGCCAUAACAAAAUCACUUACCAUCAGAAUCUAUCUCAAAAGGAAAAACCUCUAUCAAGGGGUAAAGGAAGACCAAGAAAAAUACCUAACGAAGACCUUGCAGUUGCUGCUGAUGAAGCAAAAGCAGCUGCAAGAGUUAGGAGAAAGCUUGCAUAUGCGAGGGCAAAGGCUGCUGCUACUGCAAAGAAGGCUGCACUAAAUGCUUCCCAGCCAAAUGCAGCUGAAACUGCUUGA